CCUGCAUCAGAGCUGAAGAAAGACCAGAUGGUGCCGAAAGAGGAGAAUCAAGAACUGAAUGAAACAGAAGAGAAAGAUCAAAAUGAGAAACAUCAUGACUUUAUGACCUCUCAAAAAAGUGCUCCGGAGACUGGAACUAGAGGUAGUUUCACCUGCCAGCAGUGUGGAAAGUGUUACAAUCAGAAAGGAAACCUUAAAGUUCACAUGAGAGUUCACACUGGAGAGAAGCCUUUCACCUGCCAACAGUGUGGAAGAAGUUUCCUACGAAAAGAAAGUCUGAAGUCUCAUAUUAGAAUUCACACUGGAGAGAAGCCUUUCACCUGCCAGCAGUGUGGAAAGUGUUACAAUCAGAAAGGAAACCUUAAAGUUCACAUGAGAGUUCACACUGGAGAGAAGCCUUUCACCUGCCAACAGUGUGGAAGAAGUUUCCUACGAAAAGAAAGUCUGAAGUCUCAUAUUAGAAUUCACACUGGAGAGAAGCCGUUCACAUGUGAUAAGUGUGGAAAGAGUUUCUCACAUAAAGGACCCCUUCAUACUCACAUGAUUGUUCACGCUGGAGAGAAACCUUUCACCUGCAAACUGUGUGGGAUAAUGCUUAAUCGAAAAGGAAAUCUGAAGACUCACAUGAGAAUUCACACUGGAGAGAGGCCGUUCACAUGUGAUCGGUGUGGAAAGAGUUUCACACGUAACGAAAGCCUUAAUUACCACAUGGGGAUUCACUUAAGAGAGAACGGUUUUAUAUGCCAUCACUGUGGAAUAAGCUGCACAAAUAAAGCAAACCUCAAGACUCACAUGAAAGUUCACACUGGAGAGAAGCCUUACACGUGUCUUCAGUGUGAGAAGGGUUUCAAAUAUCAAAAAGAUCUGAAAAGGCAUUUACAAACUCAUUCUGCCAAGAAACUGCAGUGCUCUGAGUGUGGCAAGAGGUUUAGAAAAAGUAGCAAUUUCAAAAAUCACCUUUGCCUUCAAUCUGGUGAAAGUAGGGUAGCCGUGGAUCCUUGAAAAGCCUGCAAAAGCAUUAAAUCCACUUUCAACAAGUCCAUAAAAAGUCUCAGAUAACAUAAAUAAAUAGUCUUAAAACCCUUUUGCUGAGGUUUCAAUUUUUUGGAGCCCAAACAGAAGAGAGACUUGAAAAGGCAAACGUAUUUUUGAUUAGCUGCAGAUUGUCAUGGUCACUUAUUUACAUGCUAACAAAGAUGCUAGAUUUGGGGUGUUUAGGUGGACAAGAAGUAACUGUGAAAUGUAAAUUUAG
This is a messenger RNA of Sinocyclocheilus anshuiensis, 1252 nucleotides long. RefSeq names its product gastrula zinc finger protein XlCGF8.2DB-like. NCBI's taxonomy places the organism in Eukaryota, Metazoa, Chordata, Actinopteri, Cypriniformes, Cyprinidae. The record is from RefSeq and is a predicted model, not a curated record. The transcript has 3 exons. The coding region runs from base 28 to 1002 and encodes 324 amino acids. Gene Ontology annotation, molecular function: RNA polymerase II cis-regulatory region sequence-specific DNA binding; DNA-binding transcription factor activity, RNA polymerase II-specific. Gene Ontology annotation, biological process: regulation of DNA-templated transcription.